Messenger RNA from Sardina pilchardus (European sardine), 5065 nucleotides. RefSeq names its product suppressor of cancer cell invasion (gene scai). Lineage: Eukaryota; Metazoa; Chordata; Actinopteri; Clupeiformes; Clupeidae. Gene Ontology annotation, cellular component: nucleus. The record is from RefSeq and is a predicted model, not a curated record. The coding region runs from base 24 to 1724 and encodes 566 amino acids. Gene Ontology annotation, biological process: DNA-templated transcription. The transcript is spliced from 17 exons. Gene Ontology annotation, molecular function: transcription corepressor activity.
UUGACAUUGCUAGUGCAGGUGCCAUGACAGGGUUGGGGGCAGAGGAUGACAUCCCGCUGGGCGAGAGGAAGACGGUCACGGACUUCUGCUAUCUGCUGGACAAGUCAAAGCAGCUCUUCAACGGCCUCAGAGAUCUGCCCCAGUAUGGACACAAGCAGUGGCAGUCCUACUUUGGUCGCACGUUCGACGUCUACACCAAGCUGUGGAAGUUCCAGCAGCAGCACAGACAGGUGCUGGACAAUCGGUAUGGCCUUAAGCGAUGGCAGAUCGGGGAGGUCGCCUCCAAAAUUGGCCAGCUGUACUACCACUAUUACCUCCGCACGUCGGAAACCAGCUACCUGAACGAGGCCUUCUCCUUCUACUCGGCCAUCCGCCAGCGCUCCUACUACUACCAGGUCAGCAAGGAGGAGAGGCCUGAGUUGGUGGUGAAAAAGCUGAGGUACUAUGCCCGCUACAUUGUGGUGUGUUUGCUCCUGAACAAGAUGGACCUCGUCAAAGUUUUAGUGAAGGAGCUGUCUGAGGAGAUUGAAGACUACACCCAGCGCUUUAACACUGAGGACCAGCUGGAGUGGAACCUGGUGCUGCAGGAGGUGGCUGCCUUUGUAGAGGCGGACCCGGUGAUCGUGCUGAACGACGACAACGCUGUCGUGAUUACGUCCAAUCGGCUGCAGGAGGGGGGCGUGCCCCCGCUGGAACAGGGCAUGGUGGUUGGUCAGCUCACCCUGGCCGACGCCCUCAUCAUUGGCAACUGCACCACUCAGGUCAAGUUCAGUGAGCUGACCAUCGACAUGUUCCGUAUGCUGCAAGCCCUGGAGCGCGAGCCCGUCAACCUGGCCACACAGACCAACAAGACACCAGGAACUCUGGAGCCCAAUGAGAAGCCGGCCAAGAGGGAGAACCCCCACAAGUACCUGCUCUACAAGCCCACCUUCAGCCAGCUCUACACCUUCCUCUCCGCCUCCUUCAAGGAGCUGCCAGCCAAUAGCGUGCUCCUAGUCUAUCUGUCUGCCUCUGGAGUCUUCCCCACUGCACGCAAUGAUUAUGAAGGCCCUUAUGAUGUCGGUGGCGUGCUGACCAACACCAACCGUGAUGUGGUGAAUGGAGAGACCAUCCAGAAGAGGAACCAGGCCCAGAAAGAGAUGCACUGCCUCCAUCCUGGUGACCUGUACCCCUUCACGAGGAAGCCCCUGUUUGUUGUAGUGGACUCGUCCAACAGCACAGCCUAUAAGAAUUUCACAAAUCUCUUUGGACAGCCGAUCGUCUGCCUGCUCUCCCCUACAGUCUACCCCAAGAGCAUGCAAGACCAGUCCCAGCGGGGCAGCCUCUUCACCCUCUUCCUGUACAACCCCCUGAUGGGCUUCCUGUCGGUGUGCGGCCUCAGCAGCGUGCGCCAGGGAUUGUGGGAGAAGGCCCAGGAGUUCCUCCGCAAGGUGUACCGCGACAUCGGCCAGCUCAUCACGCGCUCACGGGUCAUAGACCAAGCCUUCUUGCAGUUCUAUGGGGAUGAGUUCCUGAGGUUGCUGAUGAUCCGGUUUGUGUUCUGCUCGGCGACCCUCCGACUGCACAAGCUCUUCCGGGAGUCUCGGAGCUUUCCGGAUUCUUACCCCCAGCUUCCAAAACAAGACACAGUGGAGAACACCGCACUUCAGAAACACGUGCACGACCUAGCGGCCAUGCUGGACGUACAGAACCUGUUCUGUGACGGCGCGCUGGAUAACUAUUGACCACAUCUACAGUAGAACACACACACACACACACACACACACACACAUACAUGCACACACACAACGACGUUACACACAAACCCACAUACACAUACUUUACAGACAAAAACGUAAACAUUUAUGUUCAGAUCUUUGCAUAGUUCUUCUGAAUGAACUUUGCCGUUUUAUCUAAUCUUCUCAUUUAGUGCUAGGUUAUUCUUUGCCAAAUGUUUUCCUGUGGAAAUGUUCGACCUUACGAUCCACUUUUUAGUUAACAUCUCAAGACACUUGAAGCAGUGGUAAUGGAAACAGUCAAAGAUGGCCGAGCGAAGCUCUCUAUAGCUCUCUAACCCAUAGCUGUAAAGAAAUGCAGAAUAGACACAUUGAGAACAGGGUAGAGAAACGAAUCGCCGCUAGAAUGGAGGGAACAUUCUGGAAAGACACCACUGCCUGUUUUGAAUUCAGCUUCAUUCCUCCAGUCGUCCUCAGACUCUAUAUGUUCGCAAAGUUUACACGCCUUGUCACCCUCUGGCUUCUUCUCUUCUGCAUGUGCAUUCUACUGUCUUUGACACUCUGUUGUUAAUGGCUUGCCUUUCUUGGUUCUCUUGAGUUUCUUAACGCCAUUUUGUCUUCUUCUUCUGUACUAUCUGGAGUCUGACUAACCUGAGCCACAGCCCUGUUGUGGUGCGACUCCCCGAGCCCUCCAGUCCAUGGCUCCUCGCCGCACUGGGAUACAUUUAAGAGGGCGUGUGUGUCGUCUAAACGUUUGUGGAGUUUUAAAAUGGUAUAUUCCACCGAGGAGGAUAUUUUAGCACGUUUGCCAGUAGUGUGUCCCUGUCCAUAGAACCGAUUUUAUAUUCCGCUGUCCGAUGUAUAUGUGGUGGACUAUACUAUCCAAAAGGAUUAUCUUGUUUCUGCAGCUCUGCGGAAGGGUGGCGAGCAAAAGCAAAUAUCCCUAUAUAUACAAAUAUAGAUAUGUAUAUAAAUGUAUAGACAAGGAAAAAAAAUGAACAUGUGAGGCUGCAAGAUGUUUUUAUUUCUGUCUUUCAUGUAGCUGAGGUUUCUUUGUUGGUAGAAGAAUUGUGAAGAGAUGGUGCUGUGCAGUUGGCCCAGACAGUGUCCCCAUCCUUACACCACACACACACAUGCGCACACACACACACACACACACACACACACACACACACAUACACACAAACCCUUUUCACCCCCUAAAUCUGAAGUUUGUGAAUGAACUACGACGCUGUCAUGCCACUGCGCCCUCUGCUGUUGUAUUCGGCUCACUGCAGCCAGCCUACAUUCCAAGGACAUCCUGAAAAUGAGCCCAAUGAAGAGACUGCCGCUGACUCCGUUGCUUUUUAAUUUCCUGAGUUUGAAUUGGGCCAUCCCGGCAGGGGAAUAUAGGGCAGCUUAAUGUUAAUUGCCUCUUUUUUUCCGUUGGUUUUGUUUAUUUAACUUGUGAUAUUGUUCACAAAUGGAAAAGAAAUUGUUAGCAUAAUGAUGAGGAGGAUAAUGAUGAUGAUGAUGAUGAUAAUAAUAAUAAUAGCCUUGCACUUUACUUGUACUGAAGUUUGACCUGAUGUUGUUUGUUGUGCUGUUGGUAAUGUCAGAGGCAUGUCAGAGACCACAAUAACUAACACAAUUGUCUUAUACUCACCCCAUGUGCAUGGAGCACUCUGUAGCCUUGGUUGGAAGCUCCGUGUCCACUGUUCCACAGUGCACACAGACCAAGCUCCAGUGAAAGGAAGGACUGAGCCUGCUGCACAGACCUGCGUCCCAUCUGCCCCCCCCCAGUGUUACUGUUCCCCAUUGGACUGGACGUUUGCAAGCAUGUCUGUGUGUCUGAGCGUCACAGCGUGAGCAGGCUCCCUCCACGCUCCGCUGUGUUGAAAGACACGGACUAGUAGCUCUGUUCUUUGGAAGCACAAGACUCAGCCAGUCGAUCCAACAUUCCAGCACCUUCCUCUUUUACUGAGCCCCCACCCCCACCCCCCCACAGCCCUCCUAACACAUGCACACUUAUGGCAUAUCGAACAACCCUUUUCCUCUGUGAUUCAUAUCAAUUCUAAUAUGCCUUUUUAGAACAUUUUUGUAUGUCUUGAAAAACAUGGCAUGUAGCAUUUUGAUUGACUUUUUAAUGUGUUUUGUUGUUUAAUCUUGCCCCCACCCCCACCCCCCCCCCCCCAAUUUUGUCACAUUUUUAUUUGCCUACAUGGACUUCACACCCGCAGACACACCCAAUCACUGCCAGACUUAAUCAGCCACAAUAUUCUUCUGAAAUAUUCCAGUCCCUGUGAACCAAACUGGAGAAAUCCAGAAUUAGUCCCCAGUAGUCUAGCAGAUAUUUCCCCCCUCGUUACUUUUACCGAUGGACGUGAGGACAUGGAAGAAGACGCACCGCCUCUAGAGGAAACCGAUUUGAUUUCUGAAGUCUCAUCCCAGAAUCGUCUAUCCUCUUGUUUAGUUGUGCAUUACCAGCCCCAGGGUGUCAUCAGAAAGCAAGGUCCUCCAGGUCCUCAUCAGUGACCUACUUAUGACUUUUUACACACACUCUACACACAUCCUGGUUAGUAUGGCAGCGUGGGGACUUGUUGCCCUUGCGAGGGCCGAAAGGACACUGGAGGGAAAAUAAGCACAGGCUAGAUGCACACAUCUGCUCCCACCUCCUACUUUUGCGUAUGACCAAACUGGAACUUUUCAGACUCGAGCGAGAUGAAGCAGAGAUGAAAACAGCUGCCCCCUUUUUUUGCGUUAAAGAGAACUCACAAUUCGUAACACUUUCGUUUCGCAUCGGCAGAGAACACUACUCCAUGAGUCGUAAGCCAGGCUUCUGACACUUUGUUCAUGACACAUUUUUCUACCAACAACAACAAAAAAAAAAGAGCGCAAGAUCUUUUGUUGAUGUACCCAUGUUUAAAGGGAAAAAUGAGAUGUGCAACAGAAAAUGUUGAAUAACAACCUGUUAGAAAGCGCUGGGUUACGAUGCCUGUCUUGUAGUGAGUCUAGGCCUAUGCUAAAGUGUUACUUGAUUAGUACGGGUGAUUUUUCUACAGGUUCCUACUGUUGUGGGAGGGAACGAUUUCACAAGUGAUGUAAUGGUCAGAAUACUCUUUCUUUAUAAGUUAAGGGUUUCUAUAGUUGCUAGUUGAAUUGACUUGCAUUGUCCACCCAUCUGUGUUUUUAUCACUUAUUCUAUAUGUGCUGUGUCCCAUUUGUUGCCAAACUUAUAUUUGAUGUUAUUGUUGUUAAGAUAAAAAAAGGACAAGAAAAAAAAUGAAAUGUGACAAUACCAAAACAUGCAAGCUUUUCUUUUUUCAGAAUGCUAUUUAAAACUAUUAAAACUUUAUGACUGUUUUGUUUAA